UGCAACCUUGCUCUAGUUGUGACGCGUCGUGCAAAGGUACAGAAAAAUUUGUGGUCGUUUUCGGUGAUUUUUCUCAAUAAAAGUUUUAAUCCUGCACAAUAAUUGUUUUUUAAACUGUUGCCAAUAUAAUUGUGGUUCGUUGGCACAGUGUGUGGAGAGAAAUCUUGAUAAAUUAAGCCGAACUGUCUAAAAACUACGCAGAAAUUGUUUCUUCACAUUCCAUUUUGUGCUCGAUAUUCGGAGCAGGUCAAUUGAUUCGUUAGUUUGGACCGAAUUUUUAGACACCAUAGUUAAUCGAAAGCAAGACGGUGAAUUUAGAACCAAAGGCGGUCGUUGAAACAUAGAAUGAACAAAUAGGGAGAAGCAGCAGAAAAAUCAGACAAACGCCUCAGCUUGAUAGCAACAGCGAAACGGUGCAGAGAGGCGCAGUCACGGAAUUUGAGUGAAGUUAUAGCUGUAGAGGAGGUGCAACCGCAACGUAAUCGCUAACGACAACAGCAACGGCAACAGCGGCUGGAAGAAAGAAGGUAAAAUAGAAGGGACAAAAUGAGUCAUAUUAAUAUGAUGAAGUUGAAGUUGAGCCUAAAAUAGAGAUUUUGUUACAUUUUGGAUAGUGCUUCCAGUUUUGGGUUUCCAAUAAAGAAGAAAAAAUAAUCCGAAAAAGUGAUAACUAAACGAGCUAAGUGAAAAAAAGCAAGAUCAUUAAAAAGAAACAAAGUUCAGUAACGAAAAACGGGCAUAUCCAAAAUUACAAUAGACACUACAAGAAAAAGCUACGGCAAUAACUCGCUAAAAGAGAAGUAGCUUAAAUUGUUGAUCGCAAUAGCAUAAAAUCAGUGUAAAUCCACCAACAUAAAGCGUUUACGCCAACAAAGGAAAUACGUAAUUACGUUAUCACUUGUAGUGAAAGACCAUAUAUAAAUUGUCGUUUUAUUCCUUAUUCAGUAAACAUAAAAAACCAAGUAAUACGUCCACCCCUUCACUGACAAUAUGCGUGAAUAUAAAAUUGUUGUCUUGGGUAGCGGAGGUGUAGGCAAAUCGGCACUGACCGUGCAGUUCGUGCAAGGUAUAUUCGUAGAAAAAUAUGAUCCCACAAUUGAGGACAGUUAUCGCAAACAGGUGGAAGUGGAUGGGCAACAAUGCAUGUUGGAAAUACUGGACACGGCUGGUACAGAACAAUUUACUGCUAUGCGUGAUCUCUACAUGAAAAAUGGCCAAGGCUUUGUUCUCGUAUAUUCGAUAACAGCACAAUCAACAUUCAAUGAUCUGCAAGAUUUGCGAGAACAAAUAUUGCGUGUGAAAGAUACAGAUGACGUACCAAUGGUGCUAGUAGGUAACAAAUGCGAUUUGGAAGAUGAGCGCGUGGUAGGAAAAGAACUGGGUAAAAGUCUGGCUACACAAUUUAACUGCGCCUUCAUGGAAACAUCAGCCAAAGCUAAAGUAAAUGUCAAUGAUAUUUUCUAUGAUCUGGUCAGGCAGAUCAAUAAAAAGUCACCCGAGAAGAAACAGAAGAAACCUAAAAAAUCCUUAUGUGUUCUGCUAUAAGACUACAAUUUUAAAACAAAUAUAUAAAAGAUAUGGUAUUGAUUGAAACAAAUAAAUAAACAAAUAGUGAGGAUAAAAAAAUGUUUGAGUACCAAGGAUAAAAUUGCGAAAAACAUUGCUGUUAUAUGUGGGGGUUUUCUAAAGUCCGCUAUCCUUCUCGCUGUCUCUUUAGAUAUACAUAUAGAAAUAAAAA
Messenger RNA from Bactrocera latifrons, 1738 nucleotides. RefSeq names its product ras-like protein 3 (gene Rap1). Gene Ontology annotation, cellular component: plasma membrane. The record is from RefSeq and is a predicted model, not a curated record. NCBI's taxonomy places the organism in Eukaryota, Metazoa, Arthropoda, Insecta, Diptera, Tephritidae. Gene Ontology annotation, biological process: negative regulation of synaptic vesicle exocytosis; cellular response to cAMP; Rap protein signal transduction. Gene Ontology annotation, molecular function: GDP binding; GTP binding; GTPase activity. The coding region runs from base 991 to 1545 and encodes 184 amino acids. The transcript is spliced from 2 exons.